ACCCGGCUGGGACCCGGGGAGCCCCAGAGCCUGGCGCCACCGCCCCUCACAGACCCAACAGGAGCCGGACCAUGUCACCGUAGAUGCGGGCGGCAGCACAAGCCCUGAGCCCCGACUCCCGGCCAGAGACGCGACAUCAGACCAGAAAGCAUGUGGCGGCCGCUCCAGGCUCCUCGGUGCCCGGGGCGGGGAAGGAGGGCGACAGGAAGGGCCCCCCCUCCAUCCUGAGACGAAGCUCGCCGCCCGAGGGCCGAGGCCGCAGGGCGGAGCCACAGAGGCGUGUGCGGUUCCACGAGCCCUUGGAGGUGGACGUCCACUACAUCGCCAGCAGGGAGCACGUGCCCACCGCCAAGGCGCCCCGCCGGCCCCGGCCCCGGCCCCGCGGCGGCUCCCUGCUCCUGCGGCUGGGCCUGUGCGCGCUGCUGGUGCUGCUGCUGGGCCUGUGCUGCGGCCGGACCAAGCCCCUGGCGCUGGCCCUGCAGGACCUGCGGGCCCGGCUGCUCGCCCUCGCCCUGCGCCUGCGGCAGGCGCUCCUCACCGGCUGGCACUGCCUCCUGCAGCUCUGA
This is a messenger RNA of Eptesicus fuscus (big brown bat), 566 nucleotides long. RefSeq names its product chromosome 5 C14orf180 homolog (gene C5H14orf180). Lineage: Eukaryota; Metazoa; Chordata; Mammalia; Chiroptera; Vespertilionidae. The transcript has 5 exons. The record is from RefSeq and is a predicted model, not a curated record. Bases 84 to 566 code for a protein of 160 amino acids.